This is a messenger RNA of Cuscuta campestris, 1791 nucleotides long. The record is from the annotation of a GenBank genome assembly. Lineage: Eukaryota; Viridiplantae; Streptophyta; Magnoliopsida; Solanales; Convolvulaceae.
CAAGAAAACAACGAAACCAACCCCGACAACCUGGACACAAACAUUCCCACCGAAAAAUUUUUUCACACUCCCUGCUUCAAUAUUCAUCGUUCUUCUCACCUCUCGCGUGUUAUCCCCUACUGUUAUCAUCAGAAGUCAAUUCACGUAUUUAUCUCUUGUACUAUAAUCAAGUGUCAUAUUUGGUCAUUAAGCUUCUUGUAUUUCUAGAGCAUGGAUUGGACGUGGCAUCGCGGCCGAUCUAUACGAGCUUUGACUAGUAGUUAUUCUCAUUUUGGCGAAGUCGUUGAAGAUUAUUAUCAUCUCGACCCCAUCAUUAAGAGGGCUGUGAUGAGAGCUUCUUCAAGCGUUGUCUCCAUUAUAACCCAAGCUGGAAAAAAAUUGCUGCAUAUUGGAUCUGGGACUAUAAUUGAAUAUGAUGAACAUUAUGGAUGUGCUACUGUCCUCACUUCUGCGUCUCUACUCCAAGCCCCUGGAGUUGCUGGGUUUCUACCUUCUGAUCUUAAGGUUGAUAUAUAUUUAUUUAAUGGUGAAUUAUAUGAAGGUCAAGUCUUGUUCUAUGACUUUUGUUAUAAUGUAGCAACUAUCAAGAUCAUGUCUAGCAAAUUUUUGUCAACUGCAAGUAUUCGUGAUGUUACUGAUUCUUUAGAAUUAGUUUCGAAGAAGCCUGUACUAAGCCGAUGUCAGCAUUUACCAAAUACUUCUACGCCCUUCAAUCUCAGUCCCGGGAAGCUUGUAAUAGCUUUAGGCCGUGCUUGUGGGUAUCAUUAUGACAUCAUGGCUUCUCCUGGUGUAUUUAGUGCUCAAGAUUGUUGUCAUGAUUAUGAAGAACUUUUCAUGACGAGCUGUGUGGUUAGUAAGCUUGCUGUUGGGGGACCCCUUGUCAACUGCGACGGAGAAGUCAUUGGUGUCAACUUCUUCAUCUGCCCAUUUGCCACAUUUGUACCAAUUACUAUAGUUUGGAAAUGUUUGGAGAACUUGAAGAGAAAUGGGCAGGUUCCACGACCUUGGCUUGGGGUGCGAGUUGGAAAUCUUUACACAGCUAACUUAGAUACGUUGGAUGAACUGUAUCAGAAGUUUCCCGAUGUGUCGAAAGGAGUCAUAGUUGAAGAGCUCACUGGAAAGAUUAACAUUCAUGCCCAGAGGAAGCGAACAAAGGUGCACCAUUCGAUUUUCUGGUCAACGGGGAAAUGGCUUACGGCGAAAGCUAUGCUUCAAAAAACUAAGCAGAGGAAGAGGUCCAAAACAAUGACGAGAACAGGGAAAACUACAUCAAGGGCGAAGAAGAGGAGGCAGUUGGUGCGAAAGUCUUCUGCCAGUGUUGCUGGUCUAUGCAUUGGUGAUGUUAUAAUCAAAUGUGGUGAAACCGAAAUUGGGAGCCAGCUUGAGCUGGUUGGUGCAUUGUGGGACAAAGAAGGGAAAUCAGUAAAGUUGGAAAUUGUAAGACCAAGCGUAGGGCACAAAAAUGUUACCUUGACUGUCGGUGCCCGGCCUGAGAUGCCCAGGUGGCUUCUUUGAGUGUAGGAAAAUGGGCCUAUCUUUUUAUGAAAAGCAGCUAAUUUUUGUAGGAUACAACUGGGAGACUCAUUUAACAAGUUUGACAAGCCGAAUAAACUAUGCCUUCAGGAUGGGAAAUAUUGUUUUGGAGUGCCCAAGUACUUACCAUCGCAUGCCUAGUUCAUCAACUUUCGAUGGAUUAGUGGCAACUAAUUUUUUUUACAAAAAAGUCUACUUUUUUUUGGGUUCAUUGACGGAGGUGGGUUUUGGUCGGGCCUUGAGGGGAGGGUUUACCGG